CCAUCAUGUGGGCCGAUUCUGCAAUGGUUGCGACGGCGCCUCGGAUGAGUGUUGUGCCCCAGCAGGUUCCGUUGGUUCGGUCGGCGUCAUGGUCCGGUCAUCGAACGGCGUCGCGCUUGCCGCGGUCACGGGGUGCACUACCAGGCUGGCCAGGGGCAUACCUUUCUGCUGCGCUGUUCCUGCCAGGCGCUGUGCGACGGUGUUGGGCUCGAUGUCAGAUGUUCAGGCCAAGCAGUACCAAGCGGAUUGGCUUGAAAGCACGGCGAGGUCCAGCACGGUCUGGUGAGGCAGAUGACUACUUCAAACCCCUGGUCGAGGGAGAUGUGCUCUCCGCCUCUAUGCCUCAGCGGUGUAUUGUGGCCCUGAUGUUUGUGCUGCUGCUGUUGGGCUUUGUGAAGGUCUCGAUGUUGGUGUCUGCCUUGCCACUGCCACAGGUGUUCUUCUACUCCUGUGUGGCCAUCCUUGCUGGCAUGGAGUUUGCAGAUUUCGGCACGGGUGUGUACCACUUCUCCGUAGACAACUACGGCAGUGCAAAGACGCCCGUGGUUGGCUCUCAGAUCGAGGCUUUUCAAGGCCAUCACGAGGAGCCAUGGACGAUCACCUACAGGGAUUUCUGCAACAAUUGCUUUCCGACCUGCGUGGCCACCAUGCCAUUUCUGGUGGCCUUCGAAAUCUUCUGCAGCGCACCCUUUGUCCUCUUGUGGGCCGUUGUGGCUUGCGCGGGCAUUGCCUUUUGCCAGGAGUUCCACAAGUGGAGCCACACCUUGCGUUCUCAGUGCCAUCCUGUGGUGAACUGGUUGCAAGACCGUGGAAUCUUGGUGCACCGCAGCGCGCAUUUGCGGCAUCAUAAGCCGCCCUUCGAAACGAAUUACUGCAUCGUGACGGGCCACAUGAAUCCAAUCUUGGACAGGAGUGGUUUCUUCACGCGGCUUGCUGACAUCAUCGCACGCUUCACAGGCGUCAGACCCAGAUGUGAAACCGGGGAUAGAUUUGCAUACCUCUUGGAUCGUAGGCAAAAGGAUUGAUUGCGGUGCCUCCUCGGGUGAUUAUGAC
Messenger RNA from Cladocopium goreaui, 1053 nucleotides. The record is from the annotation of a GenBank genome assembly. Lineage: Eukaryota; Dinophyceae; Suessiales; Symbiodiniaceae.